UUUCGAUAGAAUUGUGAGGUGAGCGACGGUAUCUGUCAAACUUGUGUUGGUGUUGGAGUUUUUCGUGCGUCGGCUUUCGAGUUUUUCGGCGACCGAAGCGAUUGAGACCAGGCUGGGAUGACCCUGACCCCGGUGACCUCCCGCCGCCGACCCUGCUGAGCCGCAGGUCCUCUCGGAGGUAGGGAGGAAUCCGUUUGGGCGGCGCAUGGAGGCGUGUAAUGAAGAGGGUGGUGACCAAGUCGCGUAGCACCGAGAGCAGCACGGCGGCGGCUGAGCGACUGGCCGACUACUCGUCCUGCCGGCCGACGGACGCGGCGGCCGAGCUUCCGAACGCCGCCGCCGCCUCGUUCAGCGACCUCGACAUAGGCGGCUCGUCGGCCCACCCUCAGCGCCUCGGCGCCCCCCUGCCCCCAACCCCCGAGCCGCCUCCCAGUACCCUCCUCGUCUCCGCCCCCGCCUUCGACAUGCCCGAGGUCGCCGACCUCCACCAGAGCCCCUCCCCCCUUUCCGCCAAGGACCACCUCAAGGAGAAAAAACUUUCGUCAGCGUCACUGGGCAGCGGGUCUGACGGAACGCGGCCUAAGGUGGUCACAGUCAAGCACCCCGAGUCCAACAAGCCAAAGCCCACUGUCAAGAAGAACAAACCCAUCCAGGCUGACUUGGACGUGGCAAAGGAGUUUGUCAAGUGCCGCGAGGAGGGCUCAAGGAGACUCGACCUCAGCAAAUCUAGCAUCACCCACCUGCCGGGCAGCGUCCGCGAUCUCACUCACCUCACAGAGUUUUACCUGUACGGCAACAAACUGGCGACGCUGCCCCUGGAAAUAGGCUGCCUGGUGAACCUGCAAACCCUGGCCCUGAGUGAAAACUCGCUCACCUCCCUGCCCGACUCGCUCGUCAACCUCAAGCUGCUGCGGGUCCUCGAUCUCAGACACAACAAGCUCAGCGAGAUUCCCGACGUUGUGUACAAGUUGACCUCGCUGACCACCCUAUUCCUGCGUUUCAACCGAGUCAAAUUUGUCGGCGACGAAAUCAGAAAUUUGAAGCAACUGACCAUGCUAAGUCUUCGGGAGAACAAAAUCAAGGAGCUGCCGGCGGGCAUCGGCGAGCUGGUGCACCUGGUGACCUUUGACGUGUCGCACAACCACCUUGAGCACCUCCCUGAGGAAAUCGGCAACUGUGACCAGCUGCUGACCCUUGACCUGCAGCACAACGAGCUGCUCGACAUUCCCGACUCGAUCGGAAACCUCAAAGCCCUUACUAGACUUGGGCUAAGGUACAACCGGCUGACAGGGGUGCCCAAGACGCUGAGCAACUGCUCGCAGAUGGACGAGUUCAACGUGGAGGGCAACGCCAUCUCGCACCUGCCCGAGGGGCUGCUGUCCAGCCUGAGCAACCUGACCAGCAUCACCCUGUCGAGGAACUCGUUCAACUCGUACCCUGCCGGCGGCCCUGCCCAGUUCAUCAACGUCUACUCCAUCAACCUGGAGCACAACGCCAUCGACAAGAUUCCCUACGCCAUCUUCUCCAGGGCCAAGAACCUGGCCAAACUCAACAUGAAGGAGAACCAGCUCACCGCCCUCCCGCUAGACGUGGGCACCUGGCUGAGCAUGGUCGAGCUCAACUUAGGCACUAAUCAAUUAAGCAAGAUUCCGGACGACAUCCAGUGUCUGCAGAGCCUGGAGGUGCUCAUUUUGUCCAACAACCUGCUGAAGCGCAUUCCUUCGAGCAUUGGCAACCUGCGCAAGCUGCGGGUGCUUGACCUAGAGGAGAACAAGCUCGAGACGCUGCCCAACGAGAUCGGCUUCUUGCGCGACCUCCACAAACUCGUCGUUCAGUCCAACCAGCUGCAGAGCCUACCCAGGGCCAUCGGGCACCUGACAAACCUGACGUACCUGAGCGUGGGCGAAAACUGCGUGUCGGUGCUGCCGGAGGAAAUCGGCACUCUGGAGAACCUCGAAUCUCUGUACAUCAACGACAACCCAAAUUUGCACAACCUGCCGUUCGAGUUGGCGCUGUGCACCAACCUGCAGAUCAUGAGCAUCGAGAACUGCCCCCUCACGCACAUCCCUUCCGAAAUCGUCGCGGGCGGACCCUCCCUCGUCAUCCAGUUUCUCAAGAUGCAGGGCCCGUACCGGUCCAUGUGAGCAGCCAGUCGCGUGGUGAGGCCACCUUGAAGAAAACUGAGGCGCUUUCCGAUCUCGUUCCGUGUCCGAGUGCGCCAGGCGAAAAUUGAGACAACUCGAAAGAAAUAUUCUAUGUUUUUAAUCUGAAAACGAAAUAUUUAAAUAAUUGUUUUUCGUUCAAGUUUUUCCUGUCAGAAAAAUAACUCGAGAAUUUAAUGUUUUAAGUGUAAUGCUUAAAAGAAAAAAAGUUUAAAACGUAGUUUAUUAUGUCCAAGAUAUGUUUGUGAAUUAGACCUUUGCCAGAUCUGCAUUUGAAUUAACUUUUUUGUUUAAGUUGCAAGUGAAAUUGAGUUUUCAUUCCAAAUCCUUUGGACCAGUCACACUUGAGUUCGUAACAAAGUGAGGCCUAAAUAUUCUGGCAAAAAAUUUGUAGUCAAGUUUGAAUUGCACAAUAAUGAUUGUCAGUGUCAGU
Molecule: messenger RNA, 2595 nt
Organism: Neocloeon triangulifer
Lineage: Eukaryota; Metazoa; Arthropoda; Insecta; Ephemeroptera; Baetidae
Product: leucine-rich repeat protein soc-2 homolog
Exons: 12
Coding region: 219-2144 (641 amino acids)
Molecular function (GO): protein binding
Source: RefSeq, a predicted model, not a curated record